Solanum dulcamara is the source of this 1130-nucleotide messenger RNA. RefSeq lists its product as uncharacterized. The record is from RefSeq and is a predicted model, not a curated record. The coding region runs from base 275 to 709 and encodes 144 amino acids. The transcript has 3 exons. Lineage: Eukaryota; Viridiplantae; Streptophyta; Magnoliopsida; Solanales; Solanaceae.
UUUGCUAUAAUGGUGUGGUUGGAUAAGGUAAAGGGACAGUUGUGAUAAACCCUCAACACUUUGCUCUUCAAGGGUUUUAGAGCCAGUCUUCCAAUCCCUGCUGCUUCAUCUUACUUUUGCUUCCAGAAAUCUAAAAAGAAAAAGGAACAUGGAUAGAUGGGAACCAGUUUCUUUUCUUGCUUCUUUUCUGCUUGAAUGAUAUCUCUUUUGUACAAGAAACUAUGAGGCUGGCUCAUUUUUCUUGUGAUAGCAAUACAAAUAUAGAGGGUGUCAUAUGGCGAGUCUCAUAACUAUGCCUGCUUUUAGCCAUUUAUCCACCAACACUAGCUGCCUAGAACGAAGAAAUAUUUGUGCAUCCUCCAGGAAAUGUCGAGGAGUUAGGGCAACAAUGACAGAGAAACCACUGGAGGAGCUGUAUCAAGUGAGAGUAGAGAGAAAUGUGACAAAAGAUCGACUAAUGGAGCUUGGAGUUCCACGAUGGUCAAUGUGGAAAACUGGCAAAUGCAAGUUACCUUGGGAUUGGCAUGUAGACCAGUUGGUUUACAUUGAAGAAGGUGAGGUAAGGGUGGUACCUGAAGGAAGCAAAAGAUUUAUGCGGUUUGUGGCAGGAGACCUUGUCCGGUAUCCAAAAUGGUUUGAAGCUGAUCUCUACUUCAAUGACUUCUACCAAGAGCGAUAUAGCUUUCGAGCAUAUGGAGAUGACUAUUGAAUCAAUUUCCUGCGACUAGGCUCAUAAAGAUACUAAAUUUCCCGACUUCUAGUGCAGUUCACUUAUUAAUUCUCUGUUUCAUAAGCUUAUGCUGUCUUUGUAAUACAAAUGGUAGAACAUAGUCUUUCCAAAUGGCACGGUGGCCAGAUAACAUUCAAUUCAGUAGUGGUAUGAAUGAUUUAUCUUUGCACUGGUCAAUUCCGACAUAGAUCUUGAAUACAACCUUCCAUCUUCUCCUCUCUGGAUGAUAAAAGUCUUUGCCAGCAGCUAGGAAGUCUUUCAGACAUAAAAAGAUACUGCGAGCUGUUUCUUCAUCAUCAUUGUUACAUUGGGAGAUUUGGUCAGAAUGUAUUGGUAUCAAAUUAUCAGUUAAAAUACCAACACUAAUAUCAUUUAUCAGUUACUUUGAGAUUGUUUUUAA